Messenger RNA from Ananas comosus (pineapple), 2409 nucleotides. RefSeq lists its product as uncharacterized. The record is from RefSeq and is a predicted model, not a curated record. Lineage: Eukaryota; Viridiplantae; Streptophyta; Magnoliopsida; Poales; Bromeliaceae. The transcript has 20 exons. The coding region runs from base 436 to 1911 and encodes 491 amino acids.
AAUCAACAAUCCCUGUUCGGGAUUCCUCGUUCUAGGGUUUCACUCGUCUCUACGGCUGUCCGCCCGGCAGACUCCCCCAUCGAAACCCGUCUCUACGGCGGACGCCCUCAAGUAGGGCCCGCCGAUCUCUCGCUCUCCCUCCUCUCCUUCAGCCGCCCCCAUCAAAGCCAUCAACGCCGCCGCCGCCUCGCGUCGAAGUCGUCGGCGUCGACUCCCUGGUCGCUUUCUGGUUGCCGCUUUGAACCGGUUGAAAAGCGGAACCAAAAAACCGUCGCACGUCGGAACCGUUGCCGGGACGGGUUCUGAUUCGUCCGCGUCGUCGGAUCGGUUUCAUCCCCACGAGUACUAGUAGCGGCCAUUAUUUCGUAUAUCCGAACUGAAGAACUCGAUCGACGAUCAGAGGCAUCGACGGCUCCAACGCUGAUCCCACACGUCAUGGACGGGAUGAACGUCCACGACGAGGAUCCAUCGGAGGACGUGGAGGCGAGGACGAAGCGGCCCAAGCUGAGCGACGAGGAGGAGAUGGUUCCCGCCGACUCUGGAGGAGGUCUUUCAUGUGCUGCUGUAACUCAAGCUGAAAAUAUGGAUGCCGAAUCUAGUGCAACUUGCAGUGCUAUUGCUUACCAGCCUUAUGAGGACAUGUCUAAAACAUCAGACUUUAGCGUCAAAGAUGAUGCCAUGGAACACUAUUAUAAACAAGAGGCUAUUAGACUAGUAAACUUUACAAAAACGUUGUAUUCCUUGGAUUCUGUAGAUUUCUACAGGUGCCCGGUGGAUCUGCAUAAAGAGCUGGAGAUGAAGGGUUUGAUCCCACCUAAUUUCAUAGGAGCUGAAGAGUGUAUAAGACUAAGGUGCACCAAAUCUAAUAUCGUGCAUUACUAUGAUACGUACUACAAGUUAGUCGAAAAGCUCUGUGAUUUGGCACCAUAUAUGCAGUGGAAUCAUGAGAUUGGUAAGCAAGUUGAAUGGCUAAAGGAGAAGGGUCAUCUUCCAUCUCUCUGCGAUUCUACUAUUUCUGAGUACGAGAUAUGUUUGGCCCUUGAGAACCUCCAUGGACUUUUUUUUGACAUGUACUGGCGGUUCCAUCCUUUGAUAACUGAGGGUUACAGGGAUGAUUUAUUAAAAAUCAUCAAACGAAUGGCUGGAGCUAUGCGACAAAGAGUGAAACAGACACAUGAAGAAUUUAGCAGACUACUGCCUCCCUAUGGUGAUUUCACUAACAAUUUGCUCAACAAAUGCAAGGAGACUUCUCCGCAUGUAGCAAAGCAGGUGGCUUUGCAUGGUGAAUUUGACUCGCAUUUAGAUUCAUGUGAGUCAAUACAGCAUGAUAGUUCUAUUAAUGAACUUCUUGAAGAUGAGACGGUGGUGACGAGACAGUUUUCAUUGCUAGAAAAGGAACUUGUUAAGGAAUCCUUGAAUGCCAAAAUUUACAUGCUAAAGAAAGUAGAGGAAGUUGAAUCAUAUUUUACAUGCUUGGAAAGCCUAGUGAGACGAAGACUCGAUGGGAGAGAUGAUUUUGAUAAGUUAGUGCGUGAACUUGCAAAAGAGGGCCUUUUUGAGUUUUCUAAUCUUCCCACUGAUAAACCUCUUCGAAAAAAUUGGAGCCCUGAAUUUUACGAAUUAUUAGAUAAUGCAAGGCAUUCAGCUUUCCCACAUCUUCCGGACCAUUAUGUGAUCAAUGGACUUUUGGACUAUUCGUUCUUUUUUUCCUUAAAUGACGAGCAUCACGAGUCAGAAACUGUGGAGGAUUGCUUGGCAAAAGUGGAGGAACGUUGUGACUCGAAGUGCUUUUUUCUAAGAAAGGAACUUUGGAGGACCAAAUAUUAUACGAAUCCUAUAUACGAGCAAUUUGGGGACGCACUAAAACUGAUAGACUUGCCGCAAAAAUUUGAUUGUGGACUGUAUUGCUGAUCUCUUGGAGAAGAUUUUUGUCACUUACUGUGUCGAGCUUAUCUGUCACUCUGAGCCUCCUUUGGAUUUUGAACCCGCUCUUUGGUUGCCAAGCCCUCAACAUGGUCUUUAAUGCCAUACAAAAUAAUUUGUAACUUUGUAAAAGCUGAUUCGUCUCGUUGGUUUCCGAAUUAAAUGCUAUUUGUGGAAUUAACCAUUAGAGUAGAUAGUAGAGUAUCAUUGAAGGGGAUUCUUUCUUUUGCUGUUGGAGAGGAUCCUCUCUCUUGUUGACAUAGUUGUGUGUUGUCGAUUCUCUUACGUAGUGCUUGGUUGGUUGGACAGUAAUGGGGAUGGUGGUAACGUCCCUACUAUCCAACCUCAUACUGAAGAUUUUAAUGCGCCUCCAACUGGAAUUGGACCGUCCAUGUGUCCUUAGAGGCCCCUUUACUUGGAGGGGCAGUUAUUCCAUUUGGGUAGGGUGGAACUGCUCUCAUCGUGGCAGUAUUUUUCUGUUUCUAA